Messenger RNA from Phragmites australis (common reed), 760 nucleotides. RefSeq lists its product as uncharacterized. The coding region runs from base 59 to 652 and encodes 197 amino acids. The transcript has a single exon. The record is from RefSeq and is a predicted model, not a curated record. NCBI's taxonomy places the organism in Eukaryota, Viridiplantae, Streptophyta, Magnoliopsida, Poales, Poaceae.
CACUAAAAAAAUCUCAACACUUUUCCCCACACACACACCGAGAGAAACGCAAGAUUCCAUGGGAUUGAAGCUUUCUUGCUGCAUCCAGCGAGGCAGCCUCUCGCGGCAGGUGCACCUGCCGGCGCCAGCCAGGGUCAUCGCCGCCGACGGCUCGCUGAAGGAGCUACCGAUGUCCCCCCUCGUCGCUGUCUCCGACGUGCUCGGCCUCAGCGGCGACGCGGCGUCGUCGUUCUUCGUGUGCAACUCCGACGCGCUCUACUUCAACAUGCACCCGCCAGCGCUGGCCCCCGGCGAGCUACUCCGGCCGGGGCAAAUAUACUUCGUGCUCCGAGCGGCCAUGCUCGGGCGGCCGCUGUCAAGCGCUGUCAUGGCCGCGCUGGCCGUCCGCGCGAGCACCGCGCUCGCGUCCAGCAACAAGAUGCAGCGGCGAGUGCGGCGCCCCGGCGGCAACAAGAAGGGUCGUGUCAUGCUCAUGCCGGUGCUGGAGGACAACGGGGACGUCGACUUCUUCAACGAGAAGCUCAACGAGCAGACGCUAGGGGAGUUCAGGCUGUUGCUCAGCCCGGCCAAGAGCAACGAGAAGCUCGCUGCGGCAGCGGCGCGAUCGCGGCUGAAGUGCGUGCUGAGCAACAUUCAAGAGGAUGCCGAGUGAAGCAAUAGGCUGUAGCCUCUUUUUUUCUUUUUUCUUUUUGAGGGAAAUAUUUUUUUUCUUUUAGACUCACUUUUUGUUCUUUUCGGAGACCAUUUUUGGUUUAGUAGA